This is a messenger RNA of Perca fluviatilis (European perch), 1013 nucleotides long. Its product is annotated as E3 ubiquitin/ISG15 ligase TRIM25-like. The transcript has 2 exons. Gene Ontology annotation, molecular function: zinc ion binding. Bases 3 to 1013 code for a protein of 336 amino acids. The record is from RefSeq and is a predicted model, not a curated record. Lineage: Eukaryota; Metazoa; Chordata; Actinopteri; Perciformes; Percidae.
AUAUGGCUGCUGCAAACUGUCUGCCAUCUGAAGAUCAGUUCCUGUGCUCCAUCUGUCGGGAUGUGUUCACUGAUCCUGUCACCAUACCAUGUGGUCACAACUUCUGCAAGACCUGCAUCACUGAACACUGGGAUACUAAUGACCAGUACCUGUGUCCAAUGUGUAAAAAGGUUUUCGACACAAAACCUGAGCUGCACGUCAACACUUCGCUUUCUGAGAUGGUCGCUCAGUUCAGACAGUCAGCUCAACAGAAAGCCAGCAGCAGCAGCUCAGAGCAACAAGUGUCCAAACCAGGAGAAGUUCCCUGUGACGUCUGCACUGGAACCAAACUGAAGGCCCUGAAGUCCUGCCAGGUGUGUCUGAUCUCCUACUGUGAGACUCACCUGGAGCCUCAUCUGACCAUGUCACGCCUGAAAAGACAUCAGCUGAUCGACCCUGUGGAGAACCUGGAAGGCAGGAUGUGUACGAAGCACGAUAAACCUCUGGAGCUGUUCUGUAAGACCGACCAGACAUGUGUCUGCAUGCUCUGCACUGUCUUAGAUCACAAGAUGCAUGAUGUUGUUCCUCUGAAAGAAGGACAGGAAGAAAAGAAGGCAGAGCUGGGGAAGACAGAGGCUGAAAUCCAGCAGAUGAUCCAGAAGAGACGACUGAAGAUUCAGGAGAUCAAACACUCAGUCGACCUCAGUGAGGAAGAUGCAGACAGAGAGAUAGCAGAAGGUGUUCAGGUCUUCAUUUCUCUGACAGAGUCAGGAGAACAGGAAAUCUCUGAGCUGAUGAAGAGAAGCACUGAGGUGGAGCAGGUGUUACGCUCCGAAGACCACCUCCAUCUUCUCCAGAGUGUCCAACAAACUUCACCCACCAAGGACUGGACAGAGGUCAGCGUCCGUCCAUCAUCAUAUGAGGGGACUGUGGUGAAAGCUGUGGCUCAGCUGGAGGAGACACUCAGUAAAGAGAUGAAGAAGCUGCUCGCUGAGUCUGAGCUGAAGAGGGUCCAGCAGCCCACUAUACAGUAG